Vicia villosa (hairy vetch) is the source of this 1022-nucleotide messenger RNA. Its product is annotated as histone-lysine N-methyltransferase ATXR2-like. The record is from RefSeq and is a predicted model, not a curated record. Gene Ontology annotation, molecular function: methyltransferase activity. The transcript has 11 exons. Lineage: Eukaryota; Viridiplantae; Streptophyta; Magnoliopsida; Fabales; Fabaceae. Bases 306 to 1022 code for a protein of 238 amino acids.
CAAAAUUUUGGCACUGUUUUGGGCGAGCCACCACGCCGGAUUUGCUCAGGCAGCCGUGAGCAUCCUAUUCUUCUAGAAAGAGGAACAACUCUUUCUUGGUUAAGGAGUUCGGUAACAACACUCAGAGUGUUCAGUUUAGCAGAAAGCCAAACAAUCUCUACAACCUCAACUCCUACAAGUACUCUGGUUUAGCCAACAAGAAAACUGUUACUAUUCAGCCAGCUGGCAAAGAUCAGUCUGUGUUGUUGGCGACCACCAAGCCAAGGAAGCAGAACAAACCUUCCGCUUUGCUUCACAAAUCUGUGAUGAAGAAGGAAUUCAGGAGGAUGGCAAAGGCUGUCCAAAAUCAGGCCAUUUCAUCUACCAUAUUAAGGUAUCACAAGUUAAAAGCAAAUUGUCGUAAGGAGAAGCUGAAAUAUGAUGAAUCAUGUGUUUCAGACAACUAUAAUUUCUCUCUUCUUUUGGAAGCUUGGAGACCUAUAUCAAUGGGAUACAAAAAGAGGUGGUGGGAUUGCAUUGCAUUACCAGAUGAUAUCGAUUCUUCUGAUGAGACGUCAUUCAGAAUGCAAAUAAAAGAGUUGGCAUAUGAGUCUCUCCAACUUCUUGAAACAGCAAUAUUUGACAAGGAAUGUGAGCCGUUAUUCUCCCUUGAAAUCUAUGGACAUAUCAUUGGCAUAUUUGAACUAAAUAAUCUUGAUUUGGUUGUUGCAUCUCCUGUGGAGGAUUACUUUUUAUACAUUGAUGAAAUGACAAACACCGAUAAGGAAGAAGCUGAAAAAAUUACACAACCAAUUCUAGAUGCUCUAGGUGAAGACUAUUCUACUUGUUGCGAAGGAACUGCAUUUAUUCCCUUGCAAAGCUGUAUGAACCAUUCCUGUUGUCCUAAUGCCAAAGCUUUCAAAAGAGAUGAGAUAACCAUUUCAUAUGUUGAUGAAGACCUUCCAUUUGAAGAGAGACAAGCAUCCCUUGCAGAUUACGGUUUUAGAUGUAAAUGUCCAAAGUGCAUUGAAGAAGAGCCAUAA